Messenger RNA from Saprolegnia diclina VS20, 2044 nucleotides. RefSeq lists its product as hypothetical. The record is from RefSeq and is a predicted model, not a curated record. The coding region runs from base 22 to 1941 and encodes 639 amino acids. Lineage: Eukaryota; Oomycota; Saprolegniomycetes; Saprolegniales; Saprolegniaceae. The transcript has 2 exons.
CGGCGCGAAACGAGGCCGGCUAUGGUACCGCUGGCGCCAAAUGGGCCGACGUCGUAUGUGGUUCAAGUCAAGCCGCCGCGCGCGCGUGUGGCCAAGCUUUUGCGACACUUUGAUAUGCUCCUCGGGCUUGUUGUUAUUCUGCUUGUCGCGAUCGAUAGCGUCACCAACAACUGGGCCAUCAACGACUACAUCGGGGACGCCUAUGCGUUCUUGACGCCCCUCGCGACCGUCUCGCAUGCAUCCGACCUCACGGCGCAGUAUAGCUUUCCAGUCGCCAGCGGGUUGGACGAUGUGUCCAAGAUCGGGUUUUGGAUGAUCAACCAUACGGUCCACGCGAUGGUGACCAAGAGCCCGGAUGUCUACUUCAUCUCGGUCGGGUCGUUUCCGCUCUCAGCCAGCAUCGAUCAGUGCAAGAUGCUGGUGGCCACGUACCCCUUUGAUAUGGUCGCAUCGUCAACUGCGUACCUCGGUGUCGCGUCCAACGCCGUGACGUAUUACAAGGGCAGUGCGCUCUCGCAUUUGUUUACGACCGAGAUGAGAGCCAAUGCAAGCAUGCAAGACGAUGUGCUCCAGAGUCUCGGGUACGCACCCGGUCGCACCGGCACCGACAUGCGUCUCACAACGGGUGUUUCGGUCGCCAACCAUUCACGCCUCCAGUCGACGCGGAUUGGAUUUUUCAAGCUAUUUCCAAAGAGCUUUUGCACCGGGUGCAGUCCGGUUCCUGAGCUCGGGUUUGGUCAUUGUCGCGCGACCAUGGUCUACGACGACGCGGCCAAGACACUGGAGCUUGUCAGCAGUGUCAACGACGUCGGGUCGGUCUACAAGGUCGGGUUGCUCUUGCCGCAGUCGGCCUUUUCGUCGGCGUCCCACUAUGUGAAAGCGGUUGCGAUUUUGUUUGCUGUUGGCGGCUACUUGGCGAGCCGCCGCACGGUGCAAUGGGCCGAUUUCGAGAGUUUGAAACUCGACUCGAUUUUUUCGAAAAUUUUGCGCACGAUUUCGCCAAAGUACUUUCCGUACCCGAGUUUGGCGCUGCGGUUUGACAUGUUUUGCUACAAUUCCGACAUUUUCGUGUUUUUCUUUGCGAUUGGCGUACUCCUCGACAUGAGCAACUGCCUCUAUUUUUUGCGUGUCAUGAAUUUGUACAAUGCGGACGCGCCGUCGUUUCGAUACCUUGUGCAAACGUAUGCUCUCACGAUGCGCUUUCUGUGGAUCAACUGCGCGGUGCUCAAAGUGCUCAAACUGAUCUGGAACCUCGUUUCGACAUCGUCCUACAACGGCGAAAGCAUGAUCAUGCGCUAUCUCAACCUCACAAGUGUCACGUCGCUGUACGCGAGUGCGCUUAUGCUCGUGUACGUCCCGCCGUACAUUGAGUACACCAACAGCGUCACCCACGACCUCAACCAGAAGACGCAGCCCCUCGAUGAGAUUCAUGUGGUCGCCUUUGAGAGCUUUUAUCUCCGCGCCGUCCCCGCAGUCUUGGUGCUCUUCGCCAUCAACCUCGUCGUCAUUCUGGCGGCCGACCACUUGCUCUACUACAAGUCGUGGCAACUUGUCGUUAAAAACUCGCUCGCGCGCCAAGCUAUCUUCAACAGCAGCUCCAUCUUGUGCGACUACCUCAGUGGUAUCGAGCCCGACCUUAGCGCCGGCAGCAAGGGCUCGAUGCUCAUCUGCAAGGCGCGCCGCCUCAGUACGCUGCAGUGGUUUUUUAUGAACCAUGUGACAUGCUUUGGGCUCCCCGAGAAGGAGCUCCGGGCGAAAAAGAAGAUGCUGCAAACAUCGUCGGUCACGACGACGACAACAGACGAUUUAACAAGCGUCAAGUGCAUGGUCGUGCAAGACAACGACCGCAAUGUGCACUUGCUCGACGCACAGCUCGCGGAUAUCACGCCCCUUGUGUACAACAUCAAAAUCCUCAAGGACACGACCGUAGUGCUGCACUAAGAUCGUAGUGACGCAAGGAUUGGCUGGCAUGAAAAAUUCGAGCCCGUUUGCACGUUUCGGAUUGGCUGGUAUUUUUAGAGCGACGUUGGAUUUUCGAAUGCAC